CUUUUGUCCCAACCUGUACUCAUGUAUAAGGACUGUUGCUGCUCUACUGCUGUCGAUCGAUAAAAGGUUCGUAUAUAUUUGGUCGAGCCCCUGUGCACAAGUGCUCUCGGUCUCGGCCUGGACAGAGGGCUGAGAAGGUCCCAGAAAGUCUUCACCGCCGAGCACGACCCACGCAGAAGAAAAGAGCCUAAUCUUGUACGUCGCGAAGGAAAGCCUUUGGCUGCGAAGCAGUGAUGCUGUACGCGUCCCGGGCAGACUUCUCGAGGAAUGUUGCGGAGAUCGAUCUGUGUGGAGGAGGUGUGGAGGAAGAUCAUGGAUCUCGUUUCGGAUCGUUUGCUUAUCUGCUAUCAACCCCAUUAACAUCGUCAACCUGUCUCGUGCUGGGCCCAAUCCUCGCACAGGGCGCGUGAAACCUUUACCAAAGCGCCAUUCCAUUUGACUUCGGCACAGCGAUCGGAAGCGCGAUGGCCAAAGAUCCACCACGAGCGGAUGAGAAGAGUACUAAGGCUUCGAAGCACCACAGUAAGAGGCAACCAGGCGGUCUACCGAAGAGGUCUGUCGAACCAUCCACCAAAGGCAGCUUCAUCUCCAGGGCCUCCGAUGCCCGACCUCACGGAACCAUACCCUCACUGACCAAAGUAACCAGGAUGCCGGGAGACACUGACGGGGCCAAGCACCCGGCUGAGAAGCUUCAACACAAGGCGUCCAGGGAAGGGCUUAUUGAACCAUCCAGCAAAGUCUCAAAGACCUCGGAGCGUCAUCCAGGAACAAAGGCAAAGCCGUCCACGUCGGCAACGAACGACGGCAAGGUUGCGAAGAAGCGCUCGGUCGAAGACGUGAAGAACACAGAGGUUGGAGUUAAAGGGGAAGCGACAGAAGUGAAAGAAGAGGAGGCAGCCAAGACUUCCGCUAAGGAUGUCAAGAAAAGAGUGGCAACGUUUGCAGGGCCUAUUGCGACGUCCGCACAGGCCCCAGAAUCCCCCGGAACGGUGGCGUCCACGACGGAAGUUGAGCUCGCCACUGAGAGACAUUCUGAACGAUACCAUUUCCUCGCGAAAGAAGUCCGCAGGAUGACAAGGGCGUCCCUCCAGGUCCCUCAAGAAUUCGUCGAGGCACACCGGGUAGAGGAGCAGCCCGAAGAAAAACAGCAGCCAGAAGAAAAGCAGAACAUGGCGGGCCAGCCGAGCAAGUUCAGGAGACCCUCCAUUGCAGUAGCCAAAAAAGUUAUGUCGAAUCGGAGGAAGUCAAGUGUCAAGGCUGCACUGGGGAGCAAGGCAACCGCCGAUGAGGAAGAACACCACGAGUCGACCCGCAAGAAAGCCAUUUCCGCAGCUGCCCUUCUCCUCGUCAUCGCCUCUAUGACUGGUUUCUACUAUAUCCUCAGGGGGUUCUUAUACACCAGCAAACUUAACGUGGAAUGUACGUCCUCCCGAUGCAGACAGCUCCAAAAACACAUCGACCAGCUCCUCAACUACGGCGUUGACCCCUGCGAUGAUCUCUACGGCUUUCUCUGCAGCAACUGGGAGAACAGACCACGUAGCGGCUUUCUGCUCGAUGCCGUUGACGCCUACACCAGCACCGUGGUCACGGCCCUCACUUCCAACCCAUCUCCCUCGCCAGACCGGUACGGCAUGCACGUCUUAGUCAAGAUCUACAAUGCCUGCGAACAGUACAUGCGUGCCGACAGUAUAGGGUUUGAGAAUUCCCUACAACAGGUCAUCCGUGCCCUUAACAUCAGCAGCUUGCUGGAUGCACGAGGGUCGUCGGAUGUACUGAGAAUCGUACUUAAGCUAGCACUGCAAGCCGGUAUCUUCACUACCUUCACCAUACAGGUCUCCAGGGUGGGCCUAAUCAGUGUCUUGCGCCUGGAUCUGGGAUGCACAAUCGGCGGAAAGCUGCACGCUGACUACCGACAAGACCCGUCCAGCUUCAAGUCUGAUUACAGUGAGGCGGAGGAAACGAAAAGCUUUGUGGAAAGAAUCCUGAAGCAUGCUGGCAGAAUGAACGAAUCGCUGGUGGAUAGAAUGCUGCAGGUGGACGGCAUAAUUGGUAAACUCUUUAUGCUACCAGCAACUACGGAGGACCUGACAGUUCGCGAUCUUGGGAGUAUCCUGGAGAAGACUAAGCCAGAGCAAAUGUUAGCCAUUCUAAACAGCUACGUUCCCAUUGACCUGAAGAUGGAACUGAACAGCCGCGUUCUCGUUCGUGGCUUCAAUAUCAUCAGCCAGUCUCACAGCGUCCUCCGGAGCGACUCGUUGCCGGUGAAAAAGUACUACUACGCUACUAACCUCCUGGCCAGCAUCAUGAAGUACGGGCUCGCCAAGACAGCCAGUCUCCGCCACCAGAUGAUAUGCAUCCGUUCCACAGCAGUUACGCUGAGGCAUACACUGCCCUACCUCCUGGCAGACAUGCCCGGUUACAGGGGAAGUGCCGAAAAAGCGUCCAAGAUCGCCUCGUCCGUCAAGAUGGGCAUUUCUGAUCUCGACGACGCGAUGUUGUCAGUGGUCAUCUCUCACAAGGACGAUCUCAAAGACGUGUCGAUCAUUACGUACGAAGCAGAGGACAUCGCCCGUUUAUUUGCCGUCGACUACCGCGCUUGGGACCUAAAGGGAGAUUUCCUUACACUCUUAAUCGAGGCCAGCCGGAAGGAGACGCAGAUGCUACGAGAAAUGCAGUACAGAGCGAACGCAACAGCUGUGUUGACGAAUCAGGUGGGGAACAAUCUGACCUACAGUUCUCUCGGCAACGUCUUGACCGUACCGACAGCUUACCAAGGACCGCCGGUGGCUUUCCUCAGCGGCGACGGUAGCAUCCCGUUCUACGUCAACUAUGCAACUCUUGGAAGUCUGAUCGCGAAAGAGCUGAUACGGAUAAUGAUAUACUCCGUACCAGGAUCACCAGCAUCUAAGGCUAAGCUGACAGAGACUGUUAAGUGCCUCGACAAAGUGCACAGGGCACUGGAACUGAGGGACACGACUAGAAACAGCACCGAUAAGAGGACGGCCGCCGCGGAGCGCUUGCAGAGUGACCUGGUGCUCUGGACGUACGGAGCCAGGGCUUCAUACCACAUUAUCAGGAAACUGCUGCUGACCCAAGGUUCCAAGGUCUUCGAGAAGUACUGGUGGACCGUUCAACGUUAUUACUUCAUCAGGUUCUGCAUGCUAUCAUGCGUGUCCAGGGAUACUCACCGUUACAUGGACGUGUUCAAUGAAAGGUGCGCCGUUCCAGUGAUGAGUAACCCGGACUUCGCGCUUCAUUUCAAUUGUUCAGGGAGGCAUCACUUCGGAAUUCGUCCCUGCGUAACACGAUAGGCAGCUACGAGUAUACCUUAUAACAAUGCGUAGUACAUAUUUAAUGAUAAAUCUGAUACGA
Messenger RNA from Ornithodoros turicata, 3372 nucleotides. RefSeq lists its product as uncharacterized. Gene Ontology annotation, molecular function: metalloendopeptidase activity. The record is from RefSeq and is a predicted model, not a curated record. Lineage: Eukaryota; Metazoa; Arthropoda; Arachnida; Ixodida; Argasidae. Gene Ontology annotation, biological process: protein processing. Gene Ontology annotation, cellular component: plasma membrane. The transcript is spliced from 6 exons. The coding region runs from base 465 to 3311 and encodes 948 amino acids.